GCAAGAGCCAGUGGCGCCGGGGUACUCGAGGCCUGGAGUGGCGCUCGCGACCCACCUCCGCCGCCUCGUCACCCACCAUUGGUUACCUGGCUUUCUAUGACACGCUUCCAUCGCAGGGUCCGAAGUAUGAGCACAGGUCGGGUCGGCGCUUCGGGUCAGGCAAUGCGCUGGAUGCCUAAGACAGCUCCUUAGGAGGCCCCGCCUUUCGGGCUGUGUCGCGGAAGCGCCGACCGACCUGGAAGGUCCCCGGGAGGCGGGACCUCCAAGAGGGUUCCGCGCUGAUCCCGGAUAGGGCUGGGUGGCUUCCCCUGCACCUGGAGCUGAGCCUGGGCUCCACCGCUCCUCUCGGCCCACGAGGGGAUGCAGCUACCGGAAGAAACCUGGUACCAUCAAGGACAAUUGCCUGCUUUUUAAAGGAGGUGAAUUAUACUUUAAUGUACUACAGGUUGUAUACUACGGAUGGGAACUAUUAAAGUUUAUAAUGUCAAAAACUUUUCUUAGACCAAAGGCAUCUUCCACAAAGAUAACAAACUGGGUAGACUCAUCAUUUGAUGAUUUUUCAGAGACGACAAGCAUCUCUACUAUUACUGCCACAUCACUAGGUGUGAAUAACUCAAGUCUUAGAAGAAAAAAGGUGCCUUCCACACUAGAAAGUAGCAAAUUUCCAGCUAGAAAAAGAGGAAACCUAUCUUCCUCAAAGCAGAUUUAUGGUCUAGAAAAUUCAAAAGAAUAUAUGUCAGAAAAUGAACCAUGGGUGGAUAAAUACAAACCAGAAACGCAGCAUGAACUUGCUGUGCAUAAAAAGAAAAUUGAAGAAGUUGAAACCUGGUUAAAAGCUGAAGUCUUAGAAAGGCAGCCAAAACAGGGUGGAUCUAUUUUAUUAAUAACAGGACCCCCUGGAUGUGGAAAAACAACAACUAUAAAAAUACUAUCAAAGGAGCUUGGUAUUCAAGUACAAGAGUGGAUUAAUCCAGUUUUACCACAAUUCCAAAAAGAUGAUUUUAAGGAGAUAUUUAAUCCUGAAUCAAGCUUCCACGUAUUUCCUUAUCAGUCUCAGAUAGCAGUUUUUAAAGAGUUUCUACUAAGAGCGACAAAAUAUAACAAACUACAAAUGCUUGGAGAUGAUCUGAGAACUGAUAAGAAGAUAAUUCUAGUUGAAGAUUUACCUAACCAGUUUUAUCGAGAUUCUCAUACUUUACAUGAAGUUCUGAGGAAGUAUAUGCAGAUUGGUCGAUGUCCUCUAAUAUUUAUAAUCUCUGACAGUCUCAGUGGAGGUAAUAAUCAAAGAUUACUGUUUCCCAAAGAAAUUCAGGAAGAGUGUGCUAUAUCAAAUAUUAGUUUCAACCCUGUAGCACCAACAAUUAUGAUGAAGUUUCUUAAUCGAAUAGUGACAAAAGAAGCUAAUAAGGAUGGAGGAAAGAUUGUUGUCCCUGAUAAAACUUCUCUGGAGUUGCUCUGUCAAGGAUGUUCUGGUGAUAUCAGAAGUGCAAUAAACAGCCUCCAGUUUUCUUCUUCAACAGGAAAGAACAAUUUAUGGCCAAGGAAAAAACGAAUGUCUUCAUUAAAAUCAGAUGCUGUGCUGUCAAAAUCAAAAGGAAGACAAAAACCUGAUAGAAUAUUUGAAAAUCAAGAGGUCCAAGCUAUUGGUGGCAAAGAUGUUUCUCUUUUUCUCUUCAGAGCUUUGGGGAAAAUACUAUAUUGUAAACGAGCACCUGUAACAGAAUUAGUCUCACCUCGAUUGCCGUCUCAUUUAUCAGAGUAUGAGCGGGAUACAUUGCUUGUUCAACCUGAGGAAGUAGUAGAAAUGUCACACAUGCCAGGAGAAUUAUUUAAUUUAUAUCUUCACCAGAACUACGUAGACUUCUUCACGGAAGUGGAUGAUCUUGUGAGAGCCAGUGAAUUUCUGAGUUUUGCAGAUAUCCUCAGUGGUGACUGGAAUAUGCGCUCUUUACUCAGGGAAUAUAGUACGUCUAUAGCUACAAGAGGUGUGAUACAUUCCAACAAAGCCCGAGGAUUUGCUCAUUGCCAAGGAGGAGGAUCAAGUUUUCGACCCUUGCAUAAACCCCAAUGGUUUCUAAUAAAUAAAAAGUAUCGGGAAAAUUGCCUGGCAGCAAAAGCACUUUUUUCUGACUUCUGCUUACCAGCUUUAUGCCUCCAAACUCAGCUGUUGCCAUACCUUGCUUUGCUAACCAUUCCAAUGAGAAAUCAAGCUCAGAUUUCUUUUAUCCAGGAUAUUGGAAGACUUCCUCUGAAGCGACACUUUGGAAGAUUGAAAAUGGAAACCCUGACUGACAGGGAGCAUGGAAUGAUAGACCUGGACAGUGGAGAUGAAGCCCAGCUUAAUGGAGGGCAACCUGCAGCGGAAGCGCUGCGUGAACGCACUCAAACAGCUGAACCUGAAACCUGGUCUCUUCCUUUGAGUCAGGAUAGUGGGAGUGAACUGCCUGCCAGCCAGCCUCAGCCCUUUUCAGCCCAGAGAGACAUGGAAGAAGAAGACAUGAUAAUAGAAGACUAUGAGAGUGAUGAGACAUAGAAAGCAGCCUGCCUGCCCAUGAGAUUGUUACUUGACAGAUUCAUAUUCGUUUUAUUCAGUGGUACUUGAACAGAGAUAAUAGACUUUUCAGGUGAAUUAGUUAAUUCUUCACUCUUGUAGUAUUUCAGCACAGAGAACUGAUUUCUGUCAUGUUGAAGUAAACAGAAGAUCAAACCUUCAAAUAAUCUCAAUCUUUUUCUCUAGUAUUUAUUUAGUCUUGUGAGUGGUGUUGGGAGAGGCCAGUGUGUAUGAAGUGUGUUUGAACAUUAUGCCAAAUAUCAGAAAAUGUGAAGGAAUAAUUCAGAAUACAGAAACUCUGUGGGUUGUAAAUAAGAAUUAUAAAACAGUUUAGGAUGCAAUUAAGAGUGUAAAUAAACUUUGUGCCUUAUUCACAAUUUCUCUCUGGUCUCUAGCUUCUUCAGAUACCAUUUUUAUAUGUUGUACAGUGGAAUAUUUUAGAUUCUGGAAACUAUUUACAUAAUUUAUAUCAAAAUUAAAAUGUUGAAUUUG
This is a messenger RNA of Mesoplodon densirostris (Blainville's beaked whale), 3043 nucleotides long. It is a transcript of the gene RAD17, whose product is annotated as RAD17 checkpoint clamp loader component. The transcript has 18 exons. Gene Ontology annotation, molecular function: ATP hydrolysis activity; DNA clamp loader activity; chromatin binding. Bases 482 to 2533 code for a protein of 683 amino acids. The record is from RefSeq and is a predicted model, not a curated record. Gene Ontology annotation, cellular component: Rad17 RFC-like complex; nucleus. Gene Ontology annotation, biological process: DNA repair; DNA damage checkpoint signaling; mitotic DNA replication checkpoint signaling. NCBI's taxonomy places the organism in Eukaryota, Metazoa, Chordata, Mammalia, Artiodactyla, Ziphiidae.